AAAAUAAUCGGUCGGUGGAGGCGACAUCGAAGCAGCUAUUGAGCAACGACGAACACCCCGAGACGAGAGCGAUCCAGCGGGCGACGAAGCCGAGAGGAGCGCUAUUCCUUCCCGAUCUUCCUCUCGAUCGAUUCCUUCUCUUCCCUCUUCUUCUCUACUCUUCCCAUGUCUCUACCCUUUCCCUUCCUCUGCCUUCUUUUCCUAUUUUCCGUCUUCGUUUCUCUUUCCUCGUCUGCGGCCUCGGCGGCGCCUAUUUGCCCCGAAUCGGACCUCGCCUUCCUCCGCCAUCUCGCCGGGCAGUGCCCUAGUUCGGUCGAGAUUUAUUCUCCUUCAGCGGUGGAUGGGGAUUCUCUGGAUAAAGAGUUGAGCAAUGCUAUGAGUAAUGGUUAUUACUCUAUCUUGUUCUAUGCUUCAUGGUGUCCAUUCUCGAGCAAUUUGCAUCCCAUUUUUGAUGUGCUCAGCUCCAUGUUUCCCCAAAUAAAACAUUUAUUAAUUGAAGAUUCUACCAUUAUGCCAAGCGUUCUCUCAAAAUAUGGUAUUCACAGCUUUCCAGCCCUAUUUCUGUUCAACGGAUCUGCAGUAGUGCGACACCGUGGUGCUAGAGAUCUCAAUUCUCUUAUCCAAUUUUACAAGAAAAGUACAGGAUUCAACCCAAUUUCAUACAUGGUUGCUGACCAUUCCAUUAGUUCGUGGGACACUCAGACCUCAAUGCAUCAAACUGGAUCUCCAAGGGAAUUAAUGAGCAAGGAGCCCUAUGUUGUGCUGGCAGCACUUUUCAUUUUCCUCAAGAUAGUUCUAUCACUAGCUCCUAUCAUUUACUCCCACCUCAAAUAUCGUUGGGCUUCACGCACUCGGCGUUUGAAUGUGCAUUUCCUUGGCGAACUGAAUCAGCUUUUGCUGAGAGUUCUACAUUUGGUUGACAUAAAGAAACUGUGGAGCAAGCUUAAGCUCAGCAAUGGGACAAGGAAUUUGAGGGAAGGAGCAAACAACGCUCGUGCGUGGGCUUCCACCCUAGCUUCUGUGUCGCUGGGCGAGCCAUCAUCGCCACGAGUAGCCUCUUCCAUCUCAUGAUAUUAUUUAGCCAUCGAGGAAAGCAGAGUAGAGUUUCGGUGUCACAGUACAAUUGCUUCCUCAAUGUUCAGUGUUUGUUAUUCCUUCUGUUGCAUCUUGUAUAAGAAUUUGGAUAUAUGGAAGGAGGAUGCUAUCAUUGGAAAA
Zingiber officinale is the source of this 1215-nucleotide messenger RNA. Its product is annotated as 5'-adenylylsulfate reductase-like 5. The transcript has 4 exons. The coding region runs from base 166 to 1071 and encodes 301 amino acids. The record is from RefSeq and is a predicted model, not a curated record. Lineage: Eukaryota; Viridiplantae; Streptophyta; Magnoliopsida; Zingiberales; Zingiberaceae.